AUGGCACCGGAGCAGGACGUCUUCCGCCGAGUCGGUCGGGGCGGAGCCGGCAACUACGUCCCCGCCGCGGACGCGGCCCGGAGUUCAAAGGACCUCGAAGCCCAGCAGCAGCACCAAUCGGAGAACGACGCCGCGCCCUCAGCGACGACAUCGGAUCUCGGAGCCGGAGUCGGAGUCGCGGGCGCCGCCCGUCGCGCGGGCCGCGGCGGGGCGGGCAACUACGUCGAGGCGGAGCGGCUCCCCUCGGCGCGCGAGAACGAGGAGCACCUGGCCGGCGAGGUCAACUCGGCCGUGGCCUCGAGCCUCGAGCGCAAGCGCGGCGCGGCGGCGUCGCGGGGCAUGGGCGGGCGCGGCGGCGCGGGUAACUGGAACUUGGAGCAGACCGCCUCCGCCGAUGGAGGAGAGGAGGAGGAGGGGGGAGAGGGAAGCAAGGUGCAGGAGCUGGAGCGCAAGGUCAAGGAGGCGGUGGACAAGGGCCUGCGGAUGCCGGACAAGGUGCAUCACGGGAGGGACACGGCAGGCGGCAGCGGACGAUGA
Molecule: messenger RNA, 537 nt
Organism: Purpureocillium lilacinum
Lineage: Eukaryota; Fungi; Ascomycota; Sordariomycetes; Hypocreales; Ophiocordycipitaceae
Source: RefSeq, a predicted model, not a curated record